Molecule: messenger RNA, 4269 nt
Organism: Paramormyrops kingsleyae
Lineage: Eukaryota; Metazoa; Chordata; Actinopteri; Osteoglossiformes; Mormyridae
Source: RefSeq, a predicted model, not a curated record
UACGUAUUUGUCGUAAGUCAACUACGCAGGGCAGCAGCUGUCACUCAAAGGGCAUUUAAAUGGCUGCAUUGUACAUUACUGCAUAUCGUACAGUACGAAAACAAUGAUAUGGCUACCAGUAUACCUCAUAGCGUAACCGAGUGUCUUUGCUGUUACUGCAGCGACUGUUUUGCGGAUUAAUACUGAAGAAGCAUAUUUUUUUUUCUUGUCCAGCAUUAACACCGUUGGCAUAAAUUGCUUAAAAAUGAGCGAGGAGGAAGAGAGUUUGCAGAAAACGAAACAGGGCUUUGAAGACCUCUGCCGAGCCCUUAAUAUGGACGAGGAGGCGCACAGCGAAGCAUGGAAAAAUUACGAAAAUAUUAAUAAAAAUUACACCUUAGAGGGCAGUGAAUUGCACUGGCUCGCCUGUGGCUUAUACGUUGCCUGUAGGACAUCAGUCCCGACUGUGGGUAAGGGCACGGCUGAAGGCAACUAUGUGUCUCUGACCAAGAUCCUCCGCUGCUCAGGGCUCAGCCUUAUCGAGUUCUUCAACAAGAUGAGAAAGUGGCACGAUAUGGCCAGCCUGCCACCUGAAUUCCGGCAGCGGACAGACAAGCUGGAGAGGAACUUCACUGUGUCAGCGGUCAUCUUCAAGAAGUACGUCCCAAUCUUCCAGGACAUUUUCAAGCCUCCCUCCGAUGACCCCCCCAGGGUUCAGAGGGGACGCAAACAGCGACGACAUCCCUGCACCGUGACAGAAGUCUUUAACUUCUGCUGGACCCUGUUUGUGCAUGCUAAAGGGAACUUCCCCAUGAUCAGCGAUGACCUGGUGAACUCCUACCAUCUGCUGCUGUGUGCACUGGACCUGGUCUACUGCAACGCUCUGCUCUGCUCCAGCCGCAAGGAGCUCCUCAACCCCGCCUUUAAAGGCCUCCCCGAGGACUUCAGCGCCAAGGACUUCAGACCAGGUCUGGGCUCACUCUGCUUCAUCGAGCAGCUGUGCCAGCUUCACGAUGGCCUGGUGCUGGAGGCCAAGGGUGUGAAGGAGCACUUCUGGAAGCCCUUCAUCCGGAAACUCUUCGAUAAGAAGGUUCUCAAGGGGAAAGAUGAAAGCCUGACUGGCUUCCUGGACCCGGCAAAUUUCGGAGACAGUCUUGCCUCUUUGGGCCGGGUAUACGAGGAGCACGUGCUAUCUACGGGCAGCCUGGACGAGAGGGUCUUCCUGGGUGAAGGUGCCAGCGAGGAGAUUGGCACGCCGGGACCCUGUCUCAGCUCAGGCGGUAUAGAGGAGAUGGAGAAGCCCACACACAAGCCACAGGGCACCGCGCCGUCUGUCCGCGUGGCCACACCCCUGACAGGCCGCAAGUGUGCGCCGGAUGGUAGUGGGGGCACGCCCGUCUCCACGGCGACGCAGACCGUGGGUCGCCUGCAUGGUCUGCUGUCGGGAAUGAGACAGGGCCCCAGCGAGAGGUUGGCCCAGACCCUCAGGUCUUGUACCAGAGACCCCAGCGAGGCCAUUGCCUGCAGGCUAAGGGAUAUGUGUGAGCAGUUCUGCCAGCAAUAUCAAGGGAACAGCGAGGAGAACACCAGCCUGGCCCAAGAAAUGGGGGCAAAGUACUUCCGUCUGGCUGAGGCUCUAUACUACAAAAUCCUGGAGUCUGUCAUCGACCAAGAGAAGAGGAGGCUGGGUGAUUGUGACCUCUCUGGCAUUUUGGAGCAGGACGUGUUUCAUCGCUCUUUGCUCGCCUGCUGCUUGGAGAUCGUCAUCUUCUCUUAUCGCCCGCCAGGAGAGUUCCCCCGAGUCAUUGAGAUCUUUGACUUGCCACCAUAUCACUUUUAUAAGGUGAUUGAGGUGCUGGUGAGGACAGAAGAGGGUCUGUUCCGGGAGGUGGUCAAACACCUUAACCGUGUGGAGGAGCAGGUUCUGGAGAGCCUGGCCUGGAGGAGUGGGUCCCCGCUCUGGGACAGCAUCCGGGGGGCUAAGAACCGCGUGCCCACCUGCCAGGAGGUCAUGCCCCCCCAGCACUUUGAGAGCGCAGAUGGGGCCACGGCCGGCAGUCCCCUCACCCCAAGCCAAGCGAACGAGUCUCGGACCAACGCCAGCGGGCCCACCAGGGGCAUGCUGGCAUCCCCUGCCACCCUCCAUGGCCGUUACGGAUCGCCGCCCACAGGCUCGGCCCGCCGCCGCCUCUUCCCGGACGGCGAGGCUUCCUCAGACCCCGCCACGCCCGUCAGGGUGCCCCAGUCACCCCUCAUCAGCACCAUCGCGGCAGGCCAGACGGUGGUCACCAUGGCAACGGCAACCGUCACGGCCAACAACGGCCAGACAGUCACCAUACCUGUACAGGGGAUUGCCAAUGAAAAUGGAGGCAUCACGUUCAUCCCGGUGCAGGUGAGUGUGACCGGGCAGUCUGGAGGGACCCUGCAGCCCCUCACCGCGCAGGCCCUAGCCGGGACCCUCACCGCGCAGCAGAUCGCCGGCGUUGUCUCUCCGGCCACCGCCCAGGGCAGCCCCUCAACAGGACAGCAAGCCAAGAAGGCGGAGCCUCAGAGCUCAGGCACCAGCAAGCCCCCCAAAACCGGCUCCCUCUCGCUCUUCUUUCGUAAGGUGUACCACCUGGCCAGCGUGCGCCUCCGGGACAUGUGCAUCAAGCUGGACAUCUCGUCCGAGCUGCGCCGGAAGAUCUGGACCUGCUUCGAAUACUCGCUGGUGCAUUGUACGGAGCUCAUGCUGGACCGCCACCUGGACCAGCUUCUCAUGUGUGCCGUCUACAUCACGGCCAAGGUGACCAAGGAGGACAAGUCCUUUCAGAACAUAAUGAGGUGCUACAGGACGCAGCCGCAGGCCAACAGCAGUGUGUACAGAAGUGUCCUGAUCUCAGGAAGGAGCAGGAGUCACUCUGGGAGCAGUGAGCACGAUGGGCGGCAGACGUCUCCCGGCGAGAGCGGCACCCGAGAGCGCAAUGGCAGUCCUGUGCCUGUGCGUUCCAGCAGCACGCUGCCCACCCCCCGGCCUGAGAGUGCCCCUGCGACGCCUGCGCGACUCACCGGCGCCCCCACAGGGACUCAGGAGGAAGAGGAGCAUGGCGAUCUCAUCAGUUUCUACAACAGUGUCUACGUCAAACAGAUGCGCAGUUUUGCGUUGCGCUACUCCAGUGGCUCGUGGGCCACACAGGGGGUGAGUCACAGGCAGGGGGUGAGUCACAGGCAGGGUUGCUAUGGUAACUGCCCCCCCCCCCCCCUCCAACUACAGCGACUGCGUGAGAUCAACAGCAUGAUCAAGACUGGGGAGACACCCACCAAGAAGCGCAGCAUGGCGCUGGAAGACGGAGGGGGGCUGUCACCCGCCAAGCGUCUGUGCCAGGAGAACCAGACGGCCCUGUUACGCAGGCUGCAGGAUGUGGCCAACGACCGCGGCUCCCACUGAGGCUGCCCUCAGAUCAGCGGGCCUCCCGCUCAGCAGCCAAUCCACCCAUCAUGAGUGGAAAUCCAAAUCUGAUCCGGAAUCAGAGGUUAAGGGCGAGACGCCACAAUCAUGCCAGCAACUCCAGCAUCAUAGAUGGAGUCACAGUUUAUGGGUGGUCAGAAUUUGCAGUGUUUGACAUAGAUGUAGGACUGAUGUCUUUCAGACGUCACUCUGUGAGUACGGUGAAUAAAGUAGUCCGGCUGUGUGUGUGUCGGGGGGGGGGGCACCCAGUUCAGACUUAAAGCAGGGAAUCACUUCCUAAAUCAAAGCACAGUUUUUUUCCCAGUCUGGGAUGGGCUACCCUGUUAUAAAGUACUAAGCAGGGUGUUUUAGUGCGGAAUCCAAUCUUUUUUUAGAGAGAGUGAAAGACGUUACACAGGACAGAUUUUAGGUGAUUACAUUCUAGACUUUGACUGAUUUAUAUCAGAUAGUUUUAUUACUACAUGCUAUUUUUACUAACUAUCGCCAUUUUCGAUGACUUCCCUUAAAUGUGCGUUGUCCCUUUACGGCAGUACGCCCUCGCCUGUCUCUCAGCCUUGCCCCGUGUCCAACAUGUAAUGACCGACCGCUGCCUGUGUUUGGAAACAGAAUCACUCUGCUUUCUGUCCCUGGCACACUCCUUCAGAACUGUACAUAUCUGUAAAUAAGAUGAAUAUUAGUGGUCGAUAUAAUUGCGAAGUGCCUUUCAGUUGAUUUCUGUUGGAUUUUGCUUUUAUCCAUCUUAAGUAUUUUGCCUUAUUAACUUAAUGCACAAGCUGUUUGACUCAAAACACUUCUGUUCAGCUUCCACCCCUCCUCCCCCCGACAAUAAAAAAAUACAAACA